Brassica napus (rape) is the source of this 2319-nucleotide messenger RNA. Its product is annotated as glycine-rich cell wall structural protein-like. The coding region runs from base 421 to 2028 and encodes 535 amino acids. The transcript has a single exon. Lineage: Eukaryota; Viridiplantae; Streptophyta; Magnoliopsida; Brassicales; Brassicaceae. The record is from RefSeq and is a predicted model, not a curated record.
UAUGUAAAAAAAAAAAAUGUUUAAUUUGACAUCGUUGUUUCCAAACGACUUUCAUUUAAUCUACAAUCUAAGUUUCCGAACAGUACCAACAAGUAUUUCAUUUUUAAUAAUACAGAUAGAUGCUAGUGCUCGUACAGGACUUUAUUAUGUAUUCAUGUCGACCAAGGAGUCUCUAGACGCCUUUACGAGUCUUGAGUGGGGUUUUCAUCUUUAUCAUGAACAUCGGAUUAAAGGACGCGUGUUUGUGUCUGUUGAUGGAGGUUUUGCUAUAAAUAGGGCUUGUCGCCAUGGUAUAAUCAAAUAAGUAUUUCUGAUCGAGCUUAUAUUGUUUGGGAAUCUAUCUUUAUUGAGUGAGUUUCGUGUGUGUGUAUAUUAACUUUAUUAAGAGAGAGAGAGAGAGAGAGAGAAAAAAGAGAGACUAUGGGGAUGUUUUUGAGAAGGGGCUGGAUAGUGGCUUGUGUGUUUAUGUUACUGAUGUCGACUCAAGUGUUGGGAAAAUUAUCUAGCAAAGAUGAUCAUGCCAAGAGCAAACACCGACAUCACAAUAACAAAAGAGACGGUGCUAGUGGAGGUGGAGGUGCUGGAGGUAGUAUCGGAGCAGGAGGUGGUGCUGGCGGUGGCAUUGAAGUCGGAGGAGGCAUAGGCGGUGGUGGUAGUGCUGGUGGAGGUGGUGGUAUUGGAUCCGGAGGAGGGGGUGGAAGUGGUACUGGUGGUAAUGGAGGAAGCUGUGCUGGUGGUCAUGGUGGUGGUGGACGUGGUAGUGGUAGUGGUGGUGGUGGUGGACGUGGUAGUGGUGGUACUGGGGGAGGUGUAGGUGGAGGUGGUGGCGUUGGAGUUGGAGGGGGAUUUGGUGGUGGUGUAGGUGGAAGCGCAGGUGGAAGCCCAGGUGGAGGUGGAGGCGGCAGUGUUGGUGGAGGAGGACGUGGUGGUGGACGGGGUAGUGGGGGAUCUGGUGCUGGUGGAAUUGGCGGUGGAGGUGGUGGAAGUAUUGGCGGUGGAGGAGGUGCUGGAGGAGGUGUUGGUGGUUCGAUUGGAGGUGGUGGUGGUGCCGGAGGUGGAGUAGGUGGUGGUGCUGGAGGAGGUGUUGGUGGUUCGAUUGGAGGUGGUGUUGGAGGUGGAGUAGGUGGUGGAGCAGGUGGUGCGGGAGGUGCAGUAGGUGGUGGUGUUGGAGGUGGAGUAGGUGGUGGUACAGGUGGUGGUGUCGGAGGUGGUGGAGGUGGUGCUAUCGGAGGUGGAGUAGGUGGUGGUACAGGUGAUGGUGUCGGAGGUGGUGGAGGUGGUGCUAUCGGAGGUGGAGUAGGUGGUGGUGCAGGUGGUGGUAUUGGUGGAGGAGGUGGUGGUGGUGGACGUGGUAGCGGUGGAGCUGGCGGUGGUGUAGGAGCCGGAGGAGGAAUUGGUGGUGGAGUUGGUGGAGGAGGCCGUGGUGGUGGACGUGGUAGCGGUGGAGCUGGAGGUGGAGUAGGAGGUGGAGGAGGAGUCGGUGGUGGAGUUGGUGGAGGAGGCCGUGGUGUUGGUGGUGGAGGUGCUGGCGGUGGUGUGGGAGGUGGAGUUGGCGGUGGUGUAGGGGCAGGAGGUGGAGUUGGCGGUGGUGCAGGUGCAGGUGCAGGCGGUGGAGGUGGUGGUGCAGUGGGAGGUGGUGCCGGAGGAAAUGCUGGAGGAGGAGUAGGCGCUGGUGGUGGUGCAGGUGGUGGAGGCGGUGGAGGCGGUUUUGGCAGUGGUGUUGGAGGGGGUGGAGGUGGAGGACUUGGCGGUGGUGGUGGUAUAGGUGGUGGUGGAGGAGUGGGAGGUGGUGUAGGAGGUGGAGCAAAUGUUGGUGUAGGAGUUGGAGCAGGAGGCGGUGCAGGAGGAGGAGCUGGUGGUGGUCUAGCGGGUGGAGGAGGAGUCGGCGGUGGUGUAGGAGGCGGAGCAAAUGUUGGUGUAGGAGUUGGAGCUGGAGGUGGUGCAGGAGGAGGAGCUGGAGGUGGUGCAGGAGGAGGAGCUGCUGGUGGUGGUGGUGGUGGUGGUGGCAUUGGUAACCGAAGACAUUAAAUCGGAAAGGGCAGUGACUUAACAAUUUGGUACUCCAUGCACGUUACUUCCAUGCAUGCUUAAUAUUAGUAAUGAAUAAAACAAGUCUUUCGUUGUGUUGUUGAGCAUGACUCGUCUUUUAAUGGCUUUAUAUCUUUCGUAUGUUGUAAUGCUUUCUGUUUUUGUUAUUCCGUUGAUUAUGUCUCUGGAAUCUUCUGUUUCGUUGUAAACUUUGAUGUUCACUAAACUUUUUAUAAUACAAGUAGUUGCAAAAAAAUAUAUAAUAGUAAUAAAACAAGUCUGUAAAGGAAA